UCGUCGUGCCCGAAUGUCAACGCCCGGUUCUACACCGCCGUCAACCGGAGGGUCUCCCUGGGGUUGUCAAACAAAAGGGCUACCAGGGCACGUAUUUCAAUGAUGCCUGUCGGCACACCACGGGUACCUUACAGAACACCUGGUGAAGGAACCUGGCAGUGGCUUGACAUAUGGAAUGCUUUAUAUCGUGAACGGAUUAUCUUCAUCGGGGACACUAUUGAUGAAGAAUUCAGUAACCAAGUACUGGCAAGCAUGCUGUAUCUUGACAGUGUCGAUGACACAAAAAAGAUUCUUCUAUACAUCAAUGGUCCAGGAGGAGAUCUUACACCAUGCAUGGCGUUAUAUGAUACCAUGCUAAGCCUAAAGAGUCCAAUUGGUACUCAUUGCCUGGGCUUUGCAUUCAACUUGGCAGGAUUCAUUCUUGCAGCUGGUCAAAAGGGUUCACGUACGGGUAUGCCUCUUUGCCGUGUUUCACUUCAGUCACCUGCUGGAGCAGCUCGAGGCCAGGCUGAUGAUAUAGAAAAUGAAUCAAACGAACUUAAUCGGAUCAAGAACUAUCUUUAUGGCAAGCUAGCAGAACACACGGGCCAUUCUGUUGAAAAGGUUCAUGAGGACCUAUCGAGGUCGAAGCGCUUUGACGCCGAAGGAGCCCUCGAAUACGGGAUCAUCGACCGUAUCGUCAGGCCUUCCCGGAUCAAGAAAGAGGGCGGCUCGACCACCGGUCAGAAGAAGGAGCUGCGGAAUCUGGGACUCGGCUAAUCUUUAGAUGUCAGCGCACCAGAGUUAGCCGUAGACCGCCACAGUUUUUCCACGUCUAGUCCUGCUUCGAAAUCUCGACGCUUCCUUUCAUCGGUUCAUGCGGAUGUACGAGAUUUAGCUUGUCUCUCCGGUAUCCCCAGACUUUUAAGACAGAGCGAUAGCACACUGAGAAACGCCGCGCACGUUUGAUGAUUUCGCGCGACAUUAAUGUUCUUGUUGAGUCAGUGGUCCGGCAAGACGCUGUCUGAUACUAGUUUUUGUUUAUUUUAUUUUAUUUUGCGGGAAUUUCUGAUA
Triticum aestivum (bread wheat) is the source of this 1053-nucleotide messenger RNA. RefSeq names its product ATP-dependent Clp protease proteolytic subunit-related protein 2, chloroplastic. Gene Ontology annotation, cellular component: endopeptidase Clp complex. Gene Ontology annotation, molecular function: ATP-dependent peptidase activity; ATPase binding; serine-type endopeptidase activity. Lineage: Eukaryota; Viridiplantae; Streptophyta; Magnoliopsida; Poales; Poaceae. The record is from RefSeq and is a predicted model, not a curated record. Gene Ontology annotation, biological process: protein quality control for misfolded or incompletely synthesized proteins.